CACGGCUACUUAAAAUCAGUUCUCACAGAUCUUAGGCAGAUUAAAAAUUAAAGGUUUUAAAAAUGGCUGGCGAAUUGUCGGAAUGUGAAAGAAUCACUAUCCUCAUGAUGCGUGGAUGGGGUGAUAACGAGCGGUCGUACGCUGCUGUCGCUCAAUUAUUUAAUGAGACGUAUCCGAAUCGUCGAAUUAAUAAGUCCACUGUCUUAAAAACAAUGGAACGUUUCAGAGAAACUGGUAGCCUAAACAAUCGCUCUAAAUCAGGGAGACCUGCCAUUAACGAAGAAAAACAACUUGAUGUUCCGCAGACAUUUAUUGAAGGUCGCAAUUCUACUAUUAACAGAGCCGCUCAAACUCACGAUAUUGGUCCCAAGUCUGUUUGGAGAAUUUUAAAGAAAAACAAGUUCCAUCCAUACAAAUUACAAUAUGUUCAAGAAUUGCAAGACGGAGAUGUGGAGCGUUGUAUAGGUUUCUGUGAAAGAAUGAUGGCACUAAUAGAUGUCCGGCCCAUGUUCCCUUAUCAAAUUGUUUUUACAGACGAGGCAACUUUCACGUUAACGGUAGAAGUUAAUAAUCAAAAUUUUCGUUUCUGGUCAGAUGAGAAUCCGAAUUGGGUGCGGGAAACUCACAUACAAUACCCACAAAAAAUAAAUGUAUGGUGUAGAAUAAUAGAUGGCUACUUAAUAGGACCGUUUUUUUCUUUUUGUGAAGAAAAUCUGAACGCUCAAAGCAUGAUGGAGCUCCUGCUCAUUUUGGUUUAGGGCCACGUCAAAUUUUAAAUGAGACUUUUCCAUUACGAUGGAUAAGAAGAAGGAACAGGAAUGAGGGAGGAGAGGAUUGGCCACCUCGGUCACCAGAUCUAACUCCUCUUGAUUAUUAUCUAUGGGGACACCUGAAGAGUAAGGUUUACAAAACAAAAUCUGAAAGCAUCCAAGAAUUGAUACAGCGAAUAAGGGAUGAAAUAGAUUUGCUACUUUUUGAGACGAAUCAUAGAGCCAUUUCUGCAUUCUAUCAAAGACUGGCAUAUUGUCAGGAAGUAAAUGGCAGCCACUUUCAGCAUUUACUUUAACACACUGAGUAAAAUUUAUUUUAAAACACGGAGUAAAAGGUUUUGAAUCAUUAAAGAGAGAUGACAGUUUUCAAACGUCUGUUUUGCAACCUAUCACGACUAUACAUACAACACAUUCACACUUGUUUAGCCACACGCGCACACACACACACACACAAGGGAUCAGAUUCAUGCCAGUUCCACGUAGUUGAUCCUGGAUAACACUAAGUGCAUGAAAUUUCGAAAUUUGAACGGCCACCAUUUUUAGUGGGGGAGUCAUAG
Molecule: messenger RNA, 1327 nt
Organism: Harpegnathos saltator (Jerdon's jumping ant)
Lineage: Eukaryota; Metazoa; Arthropoda; Insecta; Hymenoptera; Formicidae
Exons: 2
Coding region: 63-758 (231 amino acids)
Molecular function (GO): nucleic acid binding
Source: RefSeq, a predicted model, not a curated record